UCUCGUGCCGCUUAGCCACCAGUCUCCCGCCAACAAGCAAAAGGGCAAGCGCCACUUUUGCCACGUAUAUAUCCCUGUUUCAUCGUGAACGCAUAAACAUAGUUUUGCCGUGGUAUCGUGCUUCCUUUGGAAAACGUUGACAUUGUUAAAACUUUUCAUCGUUUGGAUAACGUCGAUCAGAAGGUUGACGAUUGUCGAACGACAGGGAGACACAACUCUCUCUCUUGUAAUCAUCGCUUUGCGUAACACGACGCCGAAAGUUUCGUUGAGUGUGAUCAAACACCGGGAACUCUUGUUCUUUAUUGUUGUGCGCGUGUGUGUCAAAUGGUGAGGUGAGAGUCGUCUGGGAAUCGUGGAGAAAAUCUCACGCAGUUCAAACAUGAGAAUCAAGAAGGAAGCACCGUGCCUCGUGUUGAGACUAGUUCCUCUGGAGAAUCUCGAGCCGUGGGGUGGACACAAGGAGUUCCACAGGCGGCACAGGGACCUCUGCGAGGAUACGCUUCUCCCAACAGUCGGAGCAGGUCCGUCCACUGUCGGUAGUUGUUCCAGUCCAGGACCAGGGUGUCCAGUAUUAAGUCUGUCCGGACCACCGACUCCGCAACCCGCGGACAUCGAUAGUCACCCAGCCUCGAGAGUUCUACCGUUCCUCUACCUUGGAAAUGGCAGGGACGCGGCCGACUUGCAACUUCUUCGCGCGUUAGGCGCAACCAGAGUCCUCAAUGUCACUUCACAGCUGCCUGGAUAUCACGAGGAGAGGGGUAUCACGUAUAGACAGAUCCCUGCCUCGGAUUCUGGCCACCAAAACCUUAAACAGUACUUCGAGGAGGCGUUCGACUUCAUUGAGGAAGCCCGAAAAGCCGGAAGCAGCGUGUUAGUGCAUUGUCAAGCGGGAGUAUCGCGCAGUGCGACAAUCGCAAUCGCGUAUAUAAUGCGACACAAGGGCCUGUCCAUGGUGGAGGCCUACAAAUUGGUGAAGAACGCACGACCUAUCAUCAGUCCUAAUCUCAACUUCAUGGGACAAUUGUUAGAGCUCGAGCAAGGUUUAAGGGCAUCAGGUGGCGUGGCGGCUGCUCCCGAGGAGCCAAAAAGCUGUCACCAAUGUCGCUGGUCUCAUCAGCAAAAUAGCGAGGAAGUUACUUCCGGUUGCAGCGUCUGAGUCGAGCGAAAUCACCAGGCGAGGAUCACCCGAUUCUCUCGCAUGACAAUCGGGUUCCAGCAGAAGAUCGAAAAGAAGAGAGCAGAAGAGCCCACGCGCGGUUCGCAAGGCUGUCUCGAUGUUUCGUGUCCAAAGACGCGAUCGAAAGACACAAUCUACACAUAUCCUACACGUAUAUCCGUUAAACGAACCGAAGUUGUCGUUCUUCCUGUUUCAUACACAAAACACAGACAGUAUACACACGUGCGAAGAACUCGGAUAACAUAACCUUGCUACACGUGCCUUGGCGAUCGGCCCUAAUAAACGGGAAAGGCUGAUUUACAGAGAGACACUUUUAUUUCUAUUAUCGAAUAACUUAUUCAGUGGUAAAGAACGUUCUGAGUGAGAGAGAACGCGUCGUUGACUUGUGAAUAACGAAGAAAGAGAAUACAAAUGCGGAUAAGUUAUAACACAUGUGCGUCCUCCAUCUUGGAACUUCGAAAACCAACAGGAUGAUGGCGCCUGUUAACACUUGAGUGAGCGCACGAAUUUCUUCCUGUGUACAUACAACGACGCGAGCUCCUCUCUAUGUUGCGAAUUAUUUAUGCGUUCAAGGGAGAGGGGAAAAGAGGGACGUUCACGCGGCGCUAGUUACGGAAGCUUCGUGCAAUCGUCAUGAAGAAAGGUUUGGUGUACUUACGCGACAGUGUUCCGUAGUUUUAUUAGUACAAAAUAUAACGUGGUAAGAGGCGCGUAUAUCGAAGGAAAUCAUAAAUAUUUUUUUUUUUUUUUUGUUUCUUGCGUAGUAAGUUGCAGUAGAGAGUAUGUAUAUUUGAUUUUAACAUGAUGAUACACAGUGUUCCACUUUUCUUGGAAAGAUCUACGCGUUUGUAAUUUAAAAAGUGAAUUUUAUUCGUUUAAUUUUUGUUCUUUUUAUAUGUGUAUAUUUUUUCUUUUAAAGUGUCAAGCGUCCACGUCUAAUUUGGCCACAAUUUUUUUCUUUCGAGUGAAUUGAAUACUAUUAAUUAUCUUGUAUUUAGGGACACUGCUUCUUCGAAACCGUCGUUGCGACAAAGAAGCAUCGAAUAAGAAUAUAGGAUUGAAUAAUUGCACUUGGGGAAGUCUUGCGAAAUUUUUUUUCUUUUUGCCAUCUAAAGGCGCGCGCGCAAGUGGACAAUUAACAAGGUGGGAUAAAUGUACGUCAAUUGAGAUCAAUAAUAAUUAUGUUUGCGUUUUUGCCUUUUGCCUACUUGUAUCUCUAUAUUCGUAAUGUUACAUUAUUCGAUAGCGAAGUGGUUUAUAUUUGAUAAAAUAAUAUAUCAUUAACUGGAAUUAGCUUAACCACGAGCUCCGUAGCAUUUAAGGAUCUGGUUGAGAUCCAACCAUCGUGAUCUAGUCGUUUGUUGGAAUGUAACUGAUAAUGAUGUUGACGAUAUGUAAGGUGCGAAAGAGAGAGCGAAAGAGAGAGUUCAAAUACCCCCGCCAACUAAUUAGAAUAAUUAGUAAGAACUAUAACUCGAGGGACGAAAAUAUUGCGAUUUUAAAAAUUAAGAUGCCAAACACGGAUUUUUAGUUUGGAUUCAAUGAGUUUCAAACUUCGGGGGUUAAAAUCGUGUGUAAUAGCCAAAAUUAUUAUCAUCUUUUGAUUUUGAAGUGUACAUAAAUAAUAAAUAUUAUCUCACGGGGAAAAAUAUAAUUAUAAAUUAAUAUUUUAAACCAAUUCUUCGUUUAACGAACAUCUUUGUAUCGCAAGAAAAUGGCCUCCAUUGAUCCUUCGUUUAAUCGAAUUAAAUCGCUUGUACGAUACGAAUACGAUUGCGAAUCUAACCUUGUCACUCUGUUUAUGUUUGUUAUUCUUUCGCAAUGUUUCACUGAUAAUAGUCCGAAUAAUGACGAAAAUAAUAUUGUGAAUAUGAUUUAUCUCGUUCCACGUUGUACAAAAUAUAAUCGUUGGAUUAUUUUUCAUCUAAUCGGCUCGUUCUGUUUCAAAAUUGUUUGAUAUCGAUGUGCGUGCGGUCUCAAAUUGUGCCGCACGAAGAGAAAUUCCUCGAUUAAGAAUUUGGUCAGUUAGUGUUAGAAGUAUUACAGGAAUGGAAAAGUGUCUUUUCCUCACGUGGCGUGAUUCAUUCGUAACGCGUGUAUAUCUAGUUUUUUUAAUCGCUUCUAUCUUAAAUCGUAAUGGAUGAUUCUUAUUCGUAAUAUUCGUAGAGAAACAACGAGUAUAAUCGUCAUAAAUGGGGGAAGAAAAAAAGAAAAAAAAAAGAAUCGUGCACGUAGUUCGCUUCAAUCGUCGAAAUACCUCGAGCAACGGCCUAAAUGGGACGUUGAUUAAACGUAAAAAAGAAUAAAAAUAAAGAAAAACGUGUGCGAAAUAACUGUACGACACGACAAUCGCCGCUGUUAAAUCAAACCGAGCAGCUGUUCAAAAAAAAAAAAAAA
Apis dorsata (giant honeybee) is the source of this 3574-nucleotide messenger RNA. Its product is annotated as dual specificity protein phosphatase 10-like. The record is from RefSeq and is a predicted model, not a curated record. Bases 380 to 1156 code for a protein of 258 amino acids. NCBI's taxonomy places the organism in Eukaryota, Metazoa, Arthropoda, Insecta, Hymenoptera, Apidae. Gene Ontology annotation, biological process: protein dephosphorylation; negative regulation of MAPK cascade. Gene Ontology annotation, cellular component: cytoplasm; cytosol. Gene Ontology annotation, molecular function: MAP kinase tyrosine/serine/threonine phosphatase activity; protein tyrosine/threonine phosphatase activity. The transcript is spliced from 3 exons.